AUGCCUUCAUACGUCAUCACCGGAGUUUCCAGAGGAAUCGGAUAUGAAUUCCUUCGCCAGUAUUCUGGCGACUCAAACAACACCGUAAUCGGACUCGUCCGCAAUAAGCAGGCCACCGAGAAGAAGGUGUCAGAAGACCCAGAUCUGAGAGGCCGAACCAACAUCCACAUCAUCGCGGCGGAUGUCACAGACUACAACGCUCUACAAAAAGCUGUCUCUGAAACCACCAAGAUCACCGGCGGAGCCCUAGACUACCUCAUCGCCAACGCCGGCCUCAUCACCCCCUUCGACCAAUACGACGGCAUCGGCGACCUCGCAACCCAGCCCGACCAAGUCACGAAGGAACUCCGCGCCCUCUUCGAAGUCAACGUCAUCGCAAACAUCCACCUCUUCAACCUCUUUCUCCCGCUCAUUCAAAAAGGCCACACUAAGAAAGUAAUCGCCAUCACGAGCGGCUACUCCGACAUCGAGCUCACGCGCAACUGGGACGUGACGCUCGCCCCGCUCUACUCAACCAGUAAAGCCGCGCUCAACAUGGUAAUCGCGAAGUUCAGCGCGCAGUUUAAGAAAGAGGGGAUUCUGUUCUUGGGGCUUGCGCCGGGGAGUGUGGAUGUGGGACAGAAUAAUGAGGCGACUCCGGAACAGCUUCAGAGACUCGGAGCGUUCUUCGGCGAGUUGGCGCCGAAGUAUGCGCCGGAUUUUAGGGGCCCGAUUACGCCGGAGGAGAGCGUGUCACUUAUGCGGCCGGUUAUUGUGGAGGCUAGUCUAGAGGGCAGUGCUGGCGACUUUAUCUCGCAUUUUGGUAACAAGCAGUGGCUAUGA
Didymosphaeria variabile is the source of this 822-nucleotide messenger RNA. RefSeq lists its product as uncharacterized. NCBI's taxonomy places the organism in Eukaryota, Fungi, Ascomycota, Dothideomycetes, Pleosporales, Didymosphaeriaceae. The coding region runs from base 1 to 822 and encodes 273 amino acids. The record is from RefSeq and is a predicted model, not a curated record. The transcript has 5 exons. Gene Ontology annotation, molecular function: oxidoreductase activity, acting on the CH-OH group of donors, NAD or NADP as acceptor.